This is a messenger RNA of Parnassius apollo (apollo), 2148 nucleotides long. NCBI's taxonomy places the organism in Eukaryota, Metazoa, Arthropoda, Insecta, Lepidoptera, Papilionidae. The record is from the annotation of a GenBank genome assembly.
AUGGAAAAUAACGUACCAUAUUUAAUUUCUACAAAAACAUUAAAACCUGAAUUUGAUAAGUUGGAAAAAAUUUCGAUAACCUCCCAGGAUUUCAGCAUUGGUCGAGGUCUGAAAAAUUCUGUGGUUAUACCCUUCUUAGCUAUUUCAAGAAGUCACUGUAUAAUCAGGAAAACGAAUCAUGAUGCAUGGUACAUAGAAGACUACAGCUCCUAUGGAAUUGAAAUAAAUGGAGUAAAAUUAGGCAGAAGUAACAAGAAAAGACUUCAACAUAAAGAUAUAAUUUGCCUGGAACCGUCACAAGAAUUUAUAUACUUAUUCAUAGAUCCAUUUCAGGAAAAUUUAGACAAUUCAUGUGAAUCUCCCAGAAAACGCAUAAAACUUGAAAAUAGUGAUAAUGACAUUAUAAGCAAUGUCAAAAUGAAAUUUGAACAUUCACAAAGUUGUGAAAUAAAACACAUUGAAGAUAAAAUACUAAAUGCUAAACAAAUGCAGACAACUUCAAUGAUAUUAAAAAAGCAGCUGCAGUUAGAAAUGAAUAGAAAGAUUGAACAACUAAAACAUGACUAUACUUUACAAAUUGAGAAUUUAAAAGGUGAAAAAAGUGCAGUUGAGGAACAAAAAGCGAAGCUCAUUGAAGAAAGAGAUAAUCUUCUGACAACUGUGAAAAAAGAAAUGGAUGGAAAAAUUUCUGAUCUAAUGGAACAAGUUAAAAAACAUCAUGAGACAGAAUCUGAACUUAUAAUAGAAAAUAAUUUACUUAAAGAGAAACUUCUAAAAGAAAGGGAAGAAUUUCUUUCUGAAUUAAACCGAGAAAGUUCAUCUAAACAAGACUUACUGGGCAAACUGGAAGCAAAAAUAAGAGAACAAGAAGAAAUACGUCUAAAUGAGAAAAAAGAACUAGAAGAAAUAUUAAGGCAAGAAACUGAAAGGCUUAAAAUUGCUAAAGAAAAGGAAUUAAAAGAAUUAGAAGACCAAAAGAAAAGUCGAGAAUUGGAACUACUUGAGGAAUUGAAUGAAUUAAAGAAAAAUCUUGAGUCAAAAAUGGAACAGGCUGAACAACAGAAGCUUCAAGUAGAACAAGUUUUAAACAAUCAGAUGGAACAAAUGAAGAAAGUUAACGAUGAAGAAAAACUAAAGAUGGAAAAACUUGUACAUGAAAGAGAAGAAUUACAGAAGAAGUUAGCUGAUGCACAACAAAAUGCUGAUAAAUCAGUUGAAGAAUUACAGACGCGUGUAAGAGAUCGAGAAACUGAACUAGCAGCGCUGGCUGCAGAACGAAUACAAAAACAUGCAGAACAAUCAUCAGAAGUUAUUAAUUCUCUGCUAGAGCAACUAGAAAGGGUAAAAAGUCAACUAAGAUCUGUUGAGAAUGAAAAAGAAAUGCUGAAAGCGGUAAAUGAAUCUGGUGAAGCCUCCACAAAAGAAAAUACUUUGGCAGAAUUCACAGAUAUAAUGGAAAAUGAAUUACAGUGUAGUAUUUGUGCAGAAUUAUUUGUUUCAGCUACUACUCUUAACUGUUCUCAUACUUUCUGCAAAUAUUGUAUCACAAUGUGGAAAAAGAAGAAAAAGGCGUGCCCAAUUUGUAGGGCAUCCAUAACAUCAGAAUGCAAGAGCUUAGUUUUAGACUCCUUCAUCGAAAAGAUGGUCGAAAAUUUAAGUGAAGAAAUGAAGCAAAGGAGGAUGAAUUUGCUGAAAUCAAGAGAAGAACUCGCGUUGGAACUAGCUCGUCGGCUCAACUCCAAUAACAGCCGAGGAAGUAGCAGCUAUGAUGAAUCCGACUACAACUCAGACUUCGACGAGGGGGGGGAGGAGGAGGAGGAGGAUGAGGAAUAUAGUGAUAUCGGCGAGUACGACUACUAUAGCCGGAGAAGACAUAGUUUCUUCGACGAGUAUCCCGACAGUGGAUCUGACAACGGCUCCGAUGAUUCCAUCUCCCUUACCAGUUCGGCCUCCGGUCAUAGCUCUACCAGCAACGCUGCUUCGGUCAAUGGUGAGAUCGCAGUCGCCGCAGGUGUAUCAAAUACUGCAGAGGCCAGGAGCCAACGUGGCAUCGUCCGCGGCACCCCGGGUUCGUACUACGGAGGCUAUGGCCGUUGCUUCCGCUGUGGUGCGCGCGGCCACUGGGCGCCCGGCUGCCCCUUCAAAUGA